CUGCCCCGGGCUCCGCCCCGAAAACCCUCGCGGCCUGGCGUGCGCCGGCUCCUCCCCCGAAUCCUGCACACGGGGUUGGUCCAGUGGGUCCGCCUCUGGCCUGUCCCCUGGCCGAAGCCAGCCUGCCAUGGAGGGGGAUGUCCCCGCCGCUGCAGCCGCCUGCUACCAGCCGGCCAGCCCCCCGAGGGACGCCUGUGUCUACAACAGCUGCUACUGUGAAGAAAAUAUUUGGAAGCUUUGUGAAUACAUCAAAAACCAUGACCAGUAUCCUUUAGAAGAGUGCUACGCUGUCUUCAUAUCUAAUGAGAGGAAGAUGAUACCUAUUUGGAAACAACAAGCAAGACCUGGAGAUGGACCUGUGAUCUGGGAUUACCAUGUUGUCCUGCUUCAUGUCUCAAGUGGUGGACAGAGCUUCAUUUAUGAUCUUGACACUGUCCUGCCAUUUCCCUGUCCUUUUGACACUUACGUGGAAGAUGCAUUUAAGUCUGAUGAGGACAUCCAUCCACAGUUUAGAAGGAAAUUUCGAGUGAUCCGUGCAGAUUCGUAUUUGAAGAACUUUGCUUCUGACCGAUCUCACAUGAAAGAUUCCAGUGGGAACUGGAGAGAACCUCCUCCAUCAUAUCCCUGCAUCGAAACUGGAGGCAUCAGUCCAGUUAAUAAUUUUCUGAGAUUUAAGGAGAUAAAGAGUUCUUCACCCUGUUCCUGUUGUUUGGCGUUGGCACGAGCUUGAAACAUUACGUGAGCACCGAUUCAGAGCCAGCCCAUGGCAGGCACUCCGUAAACACCAGCCCGCCAGCCCGAGCCUCUUCCGGUCAUUCCUUUCGGUUUCGAUGACUGCUGCCCAGUAGAUGCUAUUUUGUGCUGACCGCUUUACGUAUUAGCUUAGUUUUUACCACAACGCAGGCCAACUUUAAUUUCCUCACUUGAUAGAUGCAUGCAUUUAAGUGCAUUAAGGUUAAGUGAGCCCUUUGCCUCUGAUGCACAGCUGGGGAGGAUGAGGAGGGGGAUGGUGGUGUCUCUUUCUGCCUUGUGUGUAGUUAGUUCAUCAGGGACCUCCUGAACUUGAGGUGGAAACAAAAGAAUCUGCUCUGAAGUGUGGGGUAAACUGACGGGUUCUUCAUGUCAUAAUUUAACCACACCGUGAUGUUCUGUCAGGUGGUAAAUUAAUUACUUCAAAUCCUGUGUUUAUCAAAGGAAUGUAUUUGAAGUUAGGAUAAGUGAGAUUUACGUGUAGCUAAUUGGUAGUGUUUUAUAAAAAAUCAGGAUAAAAAAUGUUUCAAGAAAAUAUCCAACUUUGGAGUGUUUAUGUGGCUCAGUUAAGCAUCUGACUGCGGCUCAGGUCACGAUCUCUCGGUUUGUGGGUUCGAGCCCCACAUCGGGCUCUGGUGACAGCUCGGAGCCUGGAGCCCACUUCAGAUUCUGUGUCUCCCUCU
Molecule: messenger RNA, 1433 nt
Organism: Prionailurus viverrinus (fishing cat)
Lineage: Eukaryota; Metazoa; Chordata; Mammalia; Carnivora; Felidae
Gene: NTAQ1
Product: N-terminal glutamine amidase 1
Exons: 7
Coding region: 128-730 (200 amino acids)
Cellular component (GO): nucleus; cytosol
Molecular function (GO): protein-N-terminal asparagine amidohydrolase activity; protein-N-terminal glutamine amidohydrolase activity
Source: RefSeq, a predicted model, not a curated record